AUGGGGAAUUCAAAAAGUACGGCAGUCCUUAAGAAAGGGGUAAUUGAUGAUGAGUACAACGCAAACACCAUACCCGUAUCUGAACAUUUUGACGAAAUUUACGCGACAGAACCAGUCCUUACGAGUGUUGGAACUGUUGAAGAAUACAAUGCAGGCAUCAUACCCGUAGCUGAUAAUGUUGACGAUACUAACACAACAGAACUAGAUGGUUCUAAAUUGCUACGUAUUGAUGAUGCUCAUGAUUCUUCGUUGUCCGCAAUGAUUAUUAUAACAUUGAAUUUUGGCACACCUGUAGCGCAGCAUGGAAAUGGGCAAGAACCUUUGAAAUUCAGGAUGCUUGAGUCUUUCGAAAACAAUAAGGAUAAUACGACUAACCUACAGGAUGAAAAUGAAGUCCUUAAGAAAGGGGUAAUUGAUGAUGAGUACAACGCAAACACCAUACCCGUAUCUGAACAUUUUGACGAAAUUUACGCGACAGAACCAGUCCUUACGAGUGUUGGAACUGUUGAAGAAUACAAUGCAGGCAUCAUACCCGUAGCUGAUAAUGUUGACGAUACUAACACAACAGAACUAGAUGGUUCUAAAUUGCUACGUAUUGAUGAUGCUCAUGAUUCUUCGUUGUCCGCAAUGAUUAUUAUAACAUUGAAUUUUGGCACACCUGUAGCGCAGCAUGGAAAUGGGCAAGAACCUUUGAAAUUCAGGAUGCUUGAGUCUUUCGAAAACAAUAAGGAUAAUACGACUAACCUACAGGAUGAAAAUGAAGGUGAGUAUGGGGAAUUCAAAAAGUACGGCAGUCCUUUUAAGAAAGGGGUAAUUGAUGAUGAGUACAACGCAAACACCAUACCCGUAUCUGAACAUUUUGACGAAAUUUACGCGACAGAACCAGUCCUUACGAGUGUUGGAACGGUUGGAGAAUACAAUGCAAGCAUCAUACCCGUAGCUGAUAAUGUUGACGAUACUAACACAACAGAACUAGAUGGUUCUAAAUUGCUACGUAUUGAUGAUGCUCAUGAUUCUUCGUUGUCCGCAAUGAGUAUUAUAACACUGAAUUUUGGCACACCUGUAGCGCAGCAUGGAAAUGGGCAAGAACCUUUGAAAUUCAGGAUGCUUGAGUCUUUUGAAAACAAUAAGGAUAAUACGACUAACCUACAGGAUGAAAAUGAAGAGGACACAACUUGCGAGCAUAAGGCAACGGGAUCUGGAUUUUUUGAACGGACUAUAUCCGCAGAUCAAGCUAGGGAACAGUUCAAUGCACAGAAGCGCGCAGCUUAUCGGAAGAAAAAAGAGGAUAUGGUCAGGUUACAAAAGGAUAAUCAGCCUUCCCUUCCAAAGACUGUGUCGCAUGAUGGUUCAACAUUUCCUGCAACAGCUACUGUCACAUCUGGACUCAUUAAUGACAUAGAUCUACAAGAUUUAAUCUUGAAUGACACCCAAGAAACAAAUCCAAAAACGGAGGAAGAACUCAAGAGAGACCAUAGAAACGCCAUGCGGAGAGCUACAUAUCGAAUGAAAAAAGAUCGGCAAUUCCAGGAUGAAAAUGCUAAUGCCAUUAUUGUAUCAGUCUACUGGCACAUUCGCCACGACGACAAUGCAGAUGACAUCGAUGUAUUCCUAAGCGACAUCAUGGGCGAUGAGCCGACAGGUCCCAAUUUGAUGGACGAGGAGUACUACAUGUUUCGCAACCAAGGAUCCGAUAAUGACAGCAUGGAUGAUGAGAGCGAAGCAACCAUGACUGGUGGUAAUCCUAGCGAGAUUGAUCCAUUUGACUUUGUCUACUCAAACAUUCCAGACAACACUCACAUCCUGAAACUCGCCGCAAACUGUGAACACUGCAAGGCCAGAAAAUUUGAGUCUGAGACUGACGGGUUCUGCUGUCGCAAUGGCCAGAUCGAACUUAAGCAACCGGAACCAGUCCCAGAGUUGAUGAGGCUAUGGUCCAGCAUGGAGGCAGAUUCUAGACAUUUUCGGGAGAACAUACGGUUCUUCAACGGGCAUUUUUCCUUCACAACCCUUGGCGUCAGCCUUGAUGAAAACUACACAAACAUGAAGUCUGGGGUGUACACAUUCCGGGCACACGGCACCAUCUACCACAAUGUGCAUUCGUUCGGGCCUAGCUCCCGUCCUGAACAUCUGCAGUUGUACUUCUAUGAUGACGACCCAAACCUUAAUCAUCGUAAGGCGGCGACCAAUCAAUUAGACCAGGAUGUCAUGAAGAUGUUAGUAGACAUACUCAAAGAAAACCCAUACUCCCAGCAAUUUAGGAGUUUGGGUGCACACAAGGACAACCUCGAUGAUUAUAGGAUAGACCUAAACACCGAUAAGAGGCUUGACCAAAGAAGAUAUAAUAGACCGCUGUCAACUGAGGUUGCUGCAAUUUGGGUUGAGGGCAGUGACCUAGCCAAAAGGGGGGAGCUAGGUUGGCACCCAAAGCUACCUAAACGUAAUGUUCCAUGGGAGGUUGUACAACAUCCUCAACUGGGCCAUGAUGAUGAGGAUGAUGCAGAGGGGAAUAGCAGGUUAUGCGUCUCCGUUAGAGACUACUACUGUUACAUGCUGCAAACACGGCCUGCGAUCUUCAAUCCCAUACUCUGUGGAGCACGCCUGCUGCAGCAAUGGGCGGUCGACAUGUACAUCAAGAUUGAGAGUUGUCGGUUGAGGUGGUAUAGGAAGAACCAGACGCAGAUUCGUGCCGACUUGUAUAAAGGAGUUGUUGAUGCGAUCACAUCGGGGGAGACGAGAGCAAGCGCUGUUGGCACCCGAAUAGUUCUCCCUGGAACAUACCCUGGUGGCGACUGCGACAUGAAGAAGAGGCAUAUGGAUGCCAUGGCAAUUGUCCAUACAUACGGGAAGCCUGACAUCUUCUUGACCAUGACUUGCAACCCUAAAUGGGAAGAGAUAACAAAUGAGUUGCUUCCUGGUCAGACGGCGCAAGACCGACCUGAUAUUGUGGCUCGCGUGUUCUACGGCAAACUAGAGGCUAUGAAAUACAUGUUGUUCAAGAAGCAUAUCCUGGGUGUUGUGGUCGCUUACGUUUACGUAGUCGAGUUCCAGAAGAGGGGCCUCCCCCAUGCACAUUUUCUGUUGAUCAUGGAUUCAACAUAUAAGCUUGUCGUCCCGGAGCAGUAUGACCGACUAAUUUCUGCAGAGCUCCCAAACAAGCAGAAGUAUCCGGAAUUGCAUGCAUUGGUGGUAAAACAUAUGAUGCACGGACCCUGCGGUGCUCUCAACCCGAAGAAUGUUUGCAUGCAAGAUAACGAAUGCAAGUGUAGAUACCCGCGCCCGUUCAAUGAGAACACAACACAAGGCAAGGACUCAUACCCAGUUUAUCGGCGUAGAGACGAUGGAAGUUGUGCUAAGGUCCGAGGGAAAAUGUUGGACAACAGAUGGGUUGUGCCUUAUAACCCUUACCUUCUGCGGAUGUUCAAUUGCCACAUCAACGUUGAGGUCUGCUCUAGCAUAAAGGCCGUCAAAUAUCUUUACAAGUACAUUUACAAGGGCCAUGAUAAGGCUUCUUUCAGCAUCGACCAGCCCGAUGCCGAUGGUAACAUCGAUGAGAUCAAGAGAUACGUUGACGCAAGGGUUGCAUUCAAUGCGCAGGCUGACUUGAAAAAUGUUGUCGCCUCCGAAAAUGCUUCAAAAUCCAUGUUAACGGAGUAUUUCAAGGCUAACCAGGAACACCCUUGGGCUAGGCAUAUAUUGUACAAGGAUUUUCCCGGAAGCUUCACGUGGCAGAAGAAAAAGAAGUUUUGGAAGCCUAGGGUCGAGCAUUUUCAAAUAGGUCGCAUCGUGUCUGCCAAUCCUGCCGAGGGGGAGCGAUACUACCUGCGUGUGUUGCUAAACCAUGUUACGGGCAAAACAUCCUUCGACGACUUUCUCACCGUGGACGGCGUGCUAUGUGGGAGCUUUAGAGAUGCUGCUGAAAGGUUGGGACUCAUCGAGGCAGACAACACGCUCGACGACUGUCUUACAGAGGCUGAGCAGUGGGCGAUGCCAUGUUCUCUUAGGAGGCUCUUCGCAACCAUCUUGGUGCACUGCGAGCCAGGCGACGUGCGCGGUUUAUGGGAUAGGCACCUCGAGCCUAUGUCAGAUGACUAUCGUCGAACACGCACGUCCCCAAACGAGGUGGAGCAGAUGGUGUUGCUUGACAUUAGGGGUAUGUUGCAGUCCAUGGGUAAAGACAUUGUUGAUUUUGCUCUGCCAAGCAUCGAUGAUGCGUUUGACCCAACUGAGGGCGAGGCAAGAGAGGUCAUCGAGGAAUCAACCGUUGAGUUUGACAUGGAUGACACUAAAUUGGCAUCUUCCCUGAACUUGGAGCAGAGGGCCGCAUACGAUGAGAUACUAGCGGCUGUUGAACGCGGUGAUGGGGGUGUAUUCUUUGUUGAUGGCCCUGGAGGUACAGGAAAGACCUUCCUAUAUAGGGCGAUGCUUGCCAAGGUGAGGAGCGAUGGCAAGAUUGGUAUCGCUACCGCGAUGUCAGGCGUCGCCGCUUCUAUCAUGCCUGGCGGCAGGACUGCCCACUCGAGGUUCAAGAUCCCAUUGAGUUGCGAUGAUGGAGCCUCGUGCAGCUUCACCAAGCAGAGUGGGACCGCGAAGCUGCUAAGGAUGGCCUCAUUGAUAAUAUGGGACGAGGCCAGCAUGACGAAGCGACAAGCGGUCGAGGCAUUGGACAAUAGCAUGCGCGACAUUAUGGGAAUACGCGACCGACCCUUUGGAGGAAAGACUGUUGUUUUUGGUGGGGACUUUAGGCAGGUGCUUCCGGUCGUCAGAAGGGGGUCGCGGGGCCAGAUAAUUGAUGCAACCCUCCGAAGUUCUCAUCUAUGGAAGGGUAUGCGGCAGCUUCGGCUCAUCACCAACAUGAGGGCUCAUAAUGACACGUGGUUUGCAGAUUACUUGCUAAGGGUCGGCAAUGGCACUGAGGAUGUCGACGAUCAAGGCAACAUACUACUCCCUGAAGACAUCUGUCUGCCGUCCACAGGCGAGGUUGACGACCUGGAGAAGCUUAUUGACCACGUGUUUCCGAGUCUAGAUGACAACAUGUCUGAUUCGAAUUACAUGACAUCUCGCGCAAUCCUUUCCACGACAAACGACAAUGUCGACAAGAUAAACAUCCACAUGAUAGAGCGUUUUCAUGGAGAUGAAGUAAUCUACCAUAGCUUUGACAGUGCGGCGGACGACCCAUAUGGCUACUACGCUCAGGAGUUUCUGAAUGGAUUGACUCCUAACGGUCUUCCUCCGCAUGCACUCAAGCUAAAGCUGAACUGCCCUGUCAUACUUCUAAGGAACAUUGAUCCAGCUAAUGGACUGUGUAACGGCACUAGGCUUGUUGUUAGAGGUUUUGAGAGGAACACCAUUGAUGCAGAAAUCGUGAUUGGACAACACGCUGGCAGGAGGGUCUUCCUUCCUCGAAUACCUCUCUGCCCAUCUGAAAACGACAUGUUUCCGUUCAAGUUUAAAAGGAAGCAAUUUCCUAUAAGGCUUAGCUUUGCUAUGACCAUUAACAAGGCUCAAGGGCAGACCAUCCCGAUUGUUGGUGUGUACCUACCCAAUCCCGUGUUCUCUCAUGGUCAGCUCUAUGUUGCUCUGUCUCGAGCCACCGCAAAAAGAAAUAUAAAGAUACUCAUUCAGAAGGAGAAGCCGAAGGAGAAGGCCAACAAGCAAAAGGACAAUCCAAAGAAGCGAAAAAGACCGACCGUGUCCUUACUGACGUCGAUGAAGAACAUCGUCUACAAGGAAGUCCUUACAGGCUGAAUUCCGGUCUUGAUAGACCGGCAGGUUUUGUAAUGACAGAGCAUUUACUCUUGCGAUGGUCAAGAUUUGCUGUAAUUCGUUUUUUACAUAUAACUUUUUAUUUGUUAUUUUGAUAGUUGGAGGUAUACUCCAUUUAGUUGAGCUACUAAAUGCAUUUCAAUAAUCAUCCGUCACAUUGGCACCAUCAUCGUUGUUAUA
Aegilops tauschii subsp. strangulata is the source of this 5946-nucleotide messenger RNA. The record is from RefSeq and is a predicted model, not a curated record. NCBI's taxonomy places the organism in Eukaryota, Viridiplantae, Streptophyta, Magnoliopsida, Poales, Poaceae.